Molecule: messenger RNA, 1254 nt
Organism: Eptesicus fuscus (big brown bat)
Lineage: Eukaryota; Metazoa; Chordata; Mammalia; Chiroptera; Vespertilionidae
Gene: SOCS1
Product: suppressor of cytokine signaling 1
Exons: 2
Coding region: 199-828 (209 amino acids)
Biological process (GO): intracellular signal transduction; phosphatidylinositol phosphate biosynthetic process
Cellular component (GO): phosphatidylinositol 3-kinase complex
Molecular function (GO): 1-phosphatidylinositol-3-kinase regulator activity
Source: RefSeq, a predicted model, not a curated record
GACUGGUGCAGGGGCGGGCGCGGAGCAGAGCGAGCUGCGGCCGUGGCAGCUGCACGGCUCCCGGCCCCGGAGCAUGCGCGAGAGCCGCCCCGGAGCCCCCCGGAGCCCCCUGCCGCCCCUCCUGCGGCGCCCCGCGCCCAGCCGCCAGCGCACCCCCGGACGCUAUGGCCCACCCCUCCGGCUGGCCCCGCGAGUAGGAUGGUAGCACACAACCAGGUGGCAGCCGACAAUGCAAUCUCCACGGCAGCAGAGCCACGACGGCGGCCCGAGCCUUCCUCCUCCUCCGCGCCCGCGGCCCUGGUGCGCCCGCGGCCCUGCCCCGCGGUCCCGGCUCCAGCCCCGGGCGACACACACUUCCGCACGUUCCGCUCCCAUGCUGAGUACCGGCGCAUCACCCACACCAGCGCGCUCCUGGACGCCUGCGGCUUCUACUGGGGGCCCCUGAGCGUGCACGGGGCGCACGAGCGGCUUCGCGCGGAGCCCGUUGGCACCUUCUUGGUGCGGGACAGUCGCCAGCGGAACUGCUUCUUCGCCCUCAGCGUGAAGAUGUCCUCGGGCCCCACGAGCAUACGCGUGCACUUUCAGGCUGGCCGCUUUCACCUGGACGGCAGCCGCGAAAGCUUCGACUGCCUCUUCGAGCUGCUCGAGCACUACGUGGCGGCGCCGCGCCGCAUGCUGGGGGCCCCGCUGCGCCAGCGCCGUGUGCGGCCGCUGCAGGAGCUGUGCCGCCAGCGCAUCGUGGCCACUGUGGGCCGCGAGAACCUGGGGCGCAUUCCCCUCAACCCUGUCCUCCGAGACUACUUGAGCUCUUUUCCCUUCCAGAUCUGACUGGCCGCGCAGGAAGCAUUAACUGGGGCGCCUUAUUAUUUUUUAUUAUUAAUUAUUAUUUCCUUGAAACCACGUGGGUGCCCUCCCCGCCUGGGUUGGAGGGAGCCAGUGUGGAGGGCGAGGUUCCUCCCCCUCUUGGCUGGAGACGAGGCUACAGACCCCUACCCAACUCUUGGGGGCGUGCUCCCCUCCUGGUGCUCCCUCUGGGUCCCCCUGGUUUUAAGAGCAGCUUAAUUUAACUGUAUCUGGGGCCAGGACCUGAACUUGUACCUCCUACCUCUUCAUGUUUACAUAUACCCAGUAACUUUGCACAAACCAGGGGUUGGGGGAGGGUCUCUGGCUUUAUUUUUCUGCUGUGCAGAAUCCUAUUUUAUAUUUUUUACAACCAGUUUAGGUAAUAAACUUUAUUAUGAAAGUUUUUUUUUU